CACUGAAGAUGGCAGAAGCUCACCAAGCCGUGGCCUUUCAGUUCACGGUCACUCCAGACGGGAUCGACCUACAGCUGAGCCAUGAAGCUCUUAAGCAGAUCUAUCUGUCCGGACUUCAUUCCUGGAAGAAGAAGUUCAUCAGAUUCAAGAAUGGCCUCAUCACUGGUGUGUAUCCAGCGAGUCCCUCCAGUUGGCUCAUCGUAGUGGUGGGUGUGAUGUCGACCAUGUACGCCAAGAUCGACCCCUCCUUGGGAAUCAUCGCAAAAAUCAAUCGGACCCUUGACACGACCGGCUACAUGUCCAGCCCGACGAAGAACAUUGUCAGCGGUAUCCUCUUUGGCACGGGCCUCUGGGUGGCCCUCAUCGUCACCAUGCGGUACUCCCUGAAGAUGCUGCUCUCCUACCACGGCUGGAUGUUCGCGGAGCACGGCAAGAUGAGUCGCGCCACCAUGAUCUGGAUGUGUAUGGUCAAGAUCUUUUCAGGCCGAAAACCCAUGUUGUACAGCUUCCAGACGUCUCUGCCGCGCCUGCCGGUCCCAGCCGUGAAAGACACCGUGAGCAGGUAUCUGGAAUCGGUGAGGCCUCUCAUGAAGGAAGAGGAAUUCAAGCGGAUGACGGCUCUCGCCCAAGAUUUUGCUGUCAGUCUUGGACCGAGGUUGCAGUGGUAUUUGAAGUUAAAAUCCUGGUGGGCUACAAAUUAUGUGAGUGACUGGUGGGAAGAAUACGUCUACCUCCGAGGACGGGGGCCGCUGAUGGUGAACAGCAACUACUACGCCAUGGAUUUUCUGUACAUCACACCAACCCACAUCCAGGCAGCGAGAGCGGGCAACGGUAUCCACGCCAUCCUGCUUUACCGACGCCAGCUGGACCGCGAGGAAAUCAAACCAAUUCUUCUUUUGGGAUCCACGGUUCCGCUCUGCUCUGCUCAGUGGGAGCGGAUGUUUAACACUUCUCGGAUCCCAGGGGAGGAGACAGACACCAUCCAGCACUUAAGGGACAGCAAGCACAUCGUCGUGUUCCACAAAGGGCGCUACUUCAAGGUCUGGCUGUACCACGACGGCAGGCUGUUGAAGCCCCGAGAAAUCGAGCAGCAGAUGCAGAGGAUUUUGGAUGACCCCUCGGAGCCUCAGGCUGGGGAGGCGAAGCUGGCGGCGCUCACUGCCGGAGAAAGAGUCCCCUGGGCCAAGUGUCGCCAAGCCUAUUUUGGGCGUGGGAAAAAUAAGCAGUCUCUUGAUGCCGUGGAGAAAGCAGCAUUCUUCGUGACGCUGGACGAAACGGAACAAGGAUACAGAAGGGAGGACCCAGACACGUCACUGGACAGCUACGCCAAGUCCCUCCUCCACGGCGGGUGCACUGACAGGUGGUUUGACAAGUCAUUCACAUUUAUUGUUUUCAAAAACGGCAAGAUGGGCAUGAACGCAGAACACUCCUGGGCUGACGCACCGAUUGUCGGCCACCUUUGGGAGUAUGUCAUGUCCACUGACUGCUUUCAACUGGGUUAUGCGGAGGAUGGACACUGUAAAGGCGACACCAACCCGAACAUUCCGUACCCCACCAGGCUACAGUGGGACAUCCCGGAGGAAUGUCAGGAGGUGAUAGAGACGUCCCUGAACACCGCGAACAUUCUGGCCAGUGAUGUGGAUUUCCAUUCUUUCCCAUUCCACACUUUUGGGAAAGGACUGAUCAAGAAAUGCAGAACGAGUCCGGACGCCUUUGUGCAGCUCGCCCUGCAGCUGGCUCAUUACAAGGACAUGGGCAAAUUUUGCCUCACCUACGAGGCCUCCAUGACCCGGCUCUUCCGAGAGGGGAGGACAGAGACGGUGCGUUCCUGUUCCAUUGAGUCGUGCAACUUUGUGCUCGCCAUGGUGGACCCCACGCAAACGGUUAAACAGAAGCUCAGAUUAUUCAAGCUCGCAUCCGAGAAGCAUCAGCAUCUGUACCGCCUCGCGAUGACCGGCUCUGGGAUAGACCGCCAUCUCUUCUGCCUUUAUGUGGUAUCCAAGUAUCUCGCUGUCGACUCCCCUUUCCUUAAGGAAGUCUUAUCUGAGCCUUGGAGAUUGUCAACCAGCCAGACCCCUCAGCAGCAGGCAGAGCUGUUCGAUUUGGAGAAGUAUCCGGAGUGCGUGUCCAGCGGAGGGGGCUUUGGACCGGUUGCCGACGAUGGUUACGGUGUGUCGUACAUUCUCGUGGGCGAGAACCUCAUCAAUUUCCACAUAUCUUCCAAGUUCUCCAGCCCUGAGACAGAUUCUCAUCGCUUCGGGAAGCACCUGAAACAAGCAAUGAGUGACAUCAUGGCCCUGUUCGGGUUCAGCUCCAAUUCCAGAAAGGAAUUCCAUUAGGGCUGCCGUGAAGGAAAAUGAGCUCUUCUGAUAAAAACCAAAUGAAAAAUAGCUCUUAAUCCUGAUUGUAGGUCAGGUUGAAAAAUUGCUGUACAAAACUCGAAAGUUGUCCUUCCAUCAAGGAUUUGGUGUUUUUGUUUUUCUAGAAUAGCUGGCUCCACCACGUGAAGUAUAACCCUACUACUUCCAGGCAGGUCCUGACUCUGGGAACAUGUGCUCAAGUCCCCAGAAAGUCUUUGCAUCAACUUGUGUUUAUAAAGGGAUUAAAAUAUGGUUGAGCUAAUUAAGGAAUUAGUGGGGUUGUGACUUCACACACAUUGGAGAUGGAAAUGGCGUGCCUCCUCGGUGGCCACCAAAUAGCUGGUACUUAUGGGCAUUUAAUUUAACCAGAGCAGCAUAAACAUUUGUUCAGAGAGAAGAGUGGUGUUCAAGUGGGAGAUGUUAACAGUUAUAGUGGAUGCUCAUGUAACGUACUCACGAAAACGCUGUGCUUUUGGAAACAUUUUCGUCUCUGUGGGUAACUCUCUCAUUGUGUAGUUUGCUAGUCUGUGUCUGUCUCUCCAUGUUUAAAGCAAGUAGUGUGUCACGUCUUUAGUUUCACUGACUUUACAAGUCUUCAAAACCCAGUGCCUUAAAAACAGAAGGCCCUAAAUGUAAGGGAGACCAUAUGAAAGAUUUAUUUUGUAAAGUCUUUAGGUGGAAUUGUGGGUGUCUUACUCCCUUGUCAUUGUACUGAGUGAAUCAUCCUAAAAAAGCAUUUUCCUGUGGUUUCCCUACCCCUAGAAAGACCAGCUUCCUUAGAAAGGCAGCUAUGCUGGAUUCCGCCAUCAGACUGCCUUCCUUUCUUUAUUAAGCUACAAAGGAGAGAAUGGGCAUGUGUCAGAAAUGGAGAACAAGGGAUAUGAUGGUCAGAUAUUAUGUGUCUGGAGCAUUCACUGAAGAGUAAAAUAUAACGUGUGCCUCAGGAUUACCGUUUACCCAAACUGACGGCCAAGAGAGCAGGAUGUUGGCCACUGAGAGAGGAAUAAAACUUGAGAGAAGAGUGACCUCAAAAUGGUCAGGAGAGUGCAGCUCCAAUACGCCAGUAGGAAUGCUUUCUCAUCCCACCCAGUGAGAGAGAAGACCCACUCUUGUUUCCAAAGGAGCUGGAGGUAGAUGGAAACGAUAUGCUGGGCCGUCUCAGUGACUGACUGUGUCACAAACAAUGGGUGCUAGGUUUCACACAGCCUACCCUUUAGAUGGGAGUGCCUUUAUGGAAAGAGUGUGGUUGACCAAAAUGCAAUUAUGCACUGAAUCAUCUUCAGUAUUUAAUGUACAAAUAAAGGAUCAUGGAAUGAAAUACCCAUCGCCUCGGGGCUGUAAUGACAAG
Messenger RNA from Ceratotherium simum simum (southern white rhinoceros), 3708 nucleotides. The record is from RefSeq and is a predicted model, not a curated record. NCBI's taxonomy places the organism in Eukaryota, Metazoa, Chordata, Mammalia, Perissodactyla, Rhinocerotidae.